GAGAUGAUCCCCGACCCCUUCCCUUUCGAGGAGGCGCGCCGCAUGUUCCGCGAGCCCGAGGUGGCCGACACGUCCGCCACGCCCGCCUUCAAGUGGAGCGAUCCCGACGUGGAGGGGCUCAAGAGGCGCCCCCUCCCCCCCGCCCCACCCCACCACCACCACCACCCGCUCCCGCUCCCGCUCCCGCUCCCGCACCCGCACCCGCUCCCGCUCGUCGCGGCGCGGCGGCCUGGCGGCCUCACCUCUUGCGCCCGCUGCACCUCUUGCGCCCCCUGCAGCUACCUCAUCGACGAGAAGCAGUUUGGCGAGGAGCGCGUCCUCAAGGCGAUCGAGCGGCUCAAGAAGUGCAAGGGCAAGAGCGGGCAGAACCGGAUGGAGGACUUCUUCGGCAAGGCGACGAUCAUCCCCAACAAGAGAAAGGAGGCGGAGGCGGCCAAGGGCAAGGGCAAAGGCAAGGCGGGCAAGGGGCCGCUCAAAAAGGCGAAGAAGUGA
Emiliania huxleyi CCMP1516 is the source of this 492-nucleotide messenger RNA. RefSeq lists its product as hypothetical. Lineage: Eukaryota; Haptophyta; Isochrysidales; Noelaerhabdaceae. The record is from RefSeq and is a predicted model, not a curated record. The transcript has a single exon. The annotation marks the transcript as partial.